AUGGCCGGUCCAAUGGAACAACAGAUCCAUCGGGAUCCUGCCCUUUUCCUAUGGAUCCUCCUCCCAAUCACAGUAGUAAUGAUCCUGACUGGUAUCCUCCGUCACUACCUCAGCACACUCCUCUCUACAGUGCCAAAGAGGGACCCGCUACCCAAGCUGCGACAGAACCGUCACCUCCAGCACGUACGUAACAUCAUUAUCAACCACGCCCAGAUCAGCCGGUCGGCUUUUACAAGACGGAAAGAAUGGUUUGCAGAUGAGGUCAAGAAAGGGAGCCUAUUGGCUGAAGGACCAGCUGGUAAGGGCCAGGGAAAGCCGAACCCAUUGUCUGAUCCGGCGAUGAUGGAGGGCAUGAUGGGCAUGAUGAAGGGACAGAUGGCUAUGAUGGUGCCGCAGAGUCUGAUUAUGGGCUGGAUCAACGCGUUUUUCAGUGGUUAUGUUAUAAUGAAACUACCCUUCCCACUCACACCACGCUUCAAGGAUAUGCUGCAAGCUGGCGUCGGUACACAGGAUCUGGACGUCAGGUGGGUAUCCUCACUGUCGUGGUACUUCUUGACCUUAUUCGGUCUGCAGCCGGUUUACAACUUCAUUUUGGGAAGCAAUAACGCGGCAUCUCAAGUGGCGCAACAGAUGCAGAUGCAGCAGCAGGGCAACCCAAUGGGUGGCGUGGAGGAUAUGGAGAAGGUGUUCCAGGGUGUGUCUGAGGAUCUGGAAGUCGUAGAGCACUGGUUUGUGCUAGAGGGAGUGGAGGAUAGACUGCUUGCGAGGUUGCAAGGAACUACUGUUUAG
Molecule: messenger RNA, 789 nt
Organism: Recurvomyces mirabilis
Lineage: Eukaryota; Fungi; Ascomycota; Dothideomycetes; Mycosphaerellales; Teratosphaeriaceae
Exons: 3
Coding region: 1-789 (262 amino acids)
Biological process (GO): protein folding in endoplasmic reticulum
Cellular component (GO): membrane; EMC complex
Source: RefSeq, a predicted model, not a curated record